AUGAAAGAAUAUUUAAUUUUUUAUAGUUUAAAUUAAAAACUUUCUGAAUUAGAAUCUGAAUUUAUUCCUUAAAAUUCUCUUUUUGCAUGGACAUUAUGUUUAAAUGGACAUCCAUUUCACAUAUUAUAAGCACUUAAUCUUUCCGAAACUCUCUAUUAGGUUUUCAUUGAUCAAAAUAUAGAUAAAUUUUAAGAAAAAAUACAAGAAGAAAUAGCAUAUUUAGACACAUAUUUACCCCUUAAUGUUAAAAUAAAUGGUCUAAUCUCCUAUAAAGCUCUCCCCAGUGAUUUUUGUCAAAAAGUAUCGGCUAUAUUAUCCUCUUAAACCGAAUUUUUUACCGAAGAACUAGUAUUUUUGACUUUAAACAGGUCCAAUUUAUCCAUAGAAGAUUCUUUAACAGGCUCAAAAAUCUCCAUAUUAAAGCCUGCAGCCACAAACGACAUUUUAAAGCAAUACUACAUCCUUACAUCUACCUCUGGAGACCUUAAUACAUCAUAAAACUUCGAAAAAUCACUAAAAUACUACAAAAUCUAAGAUAUUAAACUUCCUUCAGAAAGCCUUUAAAAAGUAAUCCAAAAUCUAAAAGAAUAAAUAAAAAAAUAACUUGAUAAAAUAUCCAAAACAAGUUCUUUAUUUAAAAAUCCCGAAUUAAAACUAAUUAGAAACAUUCACACAUAUUUACCUCUAAAAAAAAAAGAUAAUUCACGUAGAUAUACAGUAUAUGGACCUUAUCUUUACUACCAUUAUCUCCAAGAUAAUAUAAACGACGAAGGCUGGGGUUGCGCAUAUCGUUCUUUAUAGACAAUAUUAAGUUUUUUUAAAGAAAAUAAGCUCAGAGAGGAAUUCGUUAUGCCGUAAAUUCGUUAAAUAUAACAAAUUCUAGUAGAUAUAGGUGAUAAAAGUCAACCUUUUGUGGGUAGUCAAGAAUGGAUAGGAGCAUUUGAAGUGUCUUAUGUAUUAUAAAAAUUAAUAUAAUGUGAGUGCAAAAUAGUACAUGUAAGAGACGGUAGUUAAAUCUUAGAUUAUGUACAUGAGUUUAGAAAUCACUUUUUAUAAGAAGGAACUCCUAUAAUGUUUGGAGGUGGUGUAAAAGCUUCUACAUUAUUAGGAAUUGAUAUAGAGAAAGAAUAAAAUAAAUAAGAAGAAAAUGUUAAAUUUUUAAUAUUAGAUCCUCAUUAUACUGGAUAAGAUAAUAUAUCAAAAUGCACAGAAAAAGGAGGUGUUUUUUGGUAAGGAAAGGAGCUUUUUUAAAAUGGAGUAUUUUAUAAUUUCUGUAUGCCAUUAAGAAUAUGA
Molecule: messenger RNA, 1293 nt
Organism: Ichthyophthirius multifiliis
Lineage: Eukaryota; Ciliophora; Oligohymenophorea; Hymenostomatida
Product: ufm1-specific peptidase 2, putative
Exons: 2
Source: RefSeq, a predicted model, not a curated record